AUGAACGUGACCGACCCAACAUGGGCCAGAAACACCAAAGACCCACAUGGGGAAGAAAGGUCACCAUGCGUUGCAGGUGUGGGAGCCAUCAUCUACUACUGCAUCCUGUUGGGCGUGGGCCUGCCAGUUAACAUUUUGACUGCCAUUGCACUCUCCCGGCUGGCUGCCCGCACCCAAAAAUCCUCCUACUGGUACCUCCUGGCCCUCACAGCUUCCGACAUCCUAACUCAGAUCUUUGUUGUCUUUGCGGGUUUCAUCCUGCAGUCAGCCAUCUUGGAUCGCCAGGUUCCGGGCGCUUUUGCCCACACCAUCAAUGUGUUGCAAUUUGCAGCCAACCACGCCUCCAUCUGGAUGACUGUGCUCCUGACUGUGGACCGUUAUGUGGCAAUUUGUCACCCACUGCAAUACAGAGCUGUCUCCUACCCUGAGCGCACCCAGAAGAUCAUCGGUGUCAUGUUUGCUGUGUCACUGGCCACUGGGAUCCCUUUCUACUGGUGGCUGGAUGCUUGGCAUGAUGUGUACCCACCCACCACCAUGGACAAGAUACUCAAGUGGCUGCACUGCUUUAUCAUCUACUUCAUACCUUCUGGCAUCUUCCUGGUGACCAAUUCAGUGAUUAUCUGCAAGCUCAAGCGCUCAGGUGGCCCAAACCGGCGUCUCAGCAAAACCACGGCCAUCCUAUUGGCGAUCACCACUGUCUUCAUUAUCCUCUGGGCGCCACGAACAUUCGUCAUGAUCUACCACCUCUACAUGAUCUCGGCCAAGCAAGACUGGCGAGUGCAUCUGGCCCUCGAUGUCGCCAACAUGGUAGCCAUGCUCAACACUUCCCUUAACUUUUUCCUCUACUGUUUUGUCAGCAAGACCUUCCAGCUCACUGUCCAGGAGGUGUUGGUGUCUUGGAGGCUGCCUUGCACCCCAUCACCAAGGAAGAAUGGCCCCUUGGACUCAUCUCUGAAGCCAGUAGGGGUCUUGGAUGGCACCUCCGUCUAG
Molecule: messenger RNA, 990 nt
Organism: Pogona vitticeps (central bearded dragon)
Lineage: Eukaryota; Metazoa; Chordata; Lepidosauria; Squamata; Agamidae
Gene: GPR142
Product: G protein-coupled receptor 142
Biological process (GO): G protein-coupled receptor signaling pathway
Cellular component (GO): plasma membrane
Molecular function (GO): G protein-coupled receptor activity
Source: RefSeq, a predicted model, not a curated record